This is a messenger RNA of Hyposmocoma kahamanoa, 1056 nucleotides long. RefSeq lists its product as uncharacterized. Bases 47 to 817 code for a protein of 256 amino acids. The record is from RefSeq and is a predicted model, not a curated record. The transcript has 3 exons. NCBI's taxonomy places the organism in Eukaryota, Metazoa, Arthropoda, Insecta, Lepidoptera, Cosmopterigidae.
CAUUGAGUUCUCGACCAUCGGCCAGUGAAGACCUGAAGCAGUCAAAAUGGUGUCCAGUAAAAUUGUGUAUAUUUUGGCUUUGGCCCUUUUCGGCAGCGCAGUAGCUCAGCCUACUAAAAAUGCCUUCUGGAAAGGAACUCCCAUGGAUGGCAUGGUCGAGGAAAUGAGAUCUGGAUGUGCUGAAGGUUCUGACCCUACCGCUUGCAUCAAGUACAAGGUCAUGUCUUUGCUGGACUCCAUUUUCAAAAAGGACACUUUCCAGAUCUCAGAAACCGUUGAAGUUACCACAAAUGGUGCCGGAAAUGAAGUAACAGGCCGUUCCCAGGGUGACUUCUUCGACAGCGUUGAGAACUUUAUCCAGUCGCACGAUGUCACCUUCCAGCUACCUCUUGUCGACUCCAAAAUCACUGUCAGCCCUAGAAACCUAGACAAUGAUGAAUUGAGCCUUAACAUCAAGUUCAACAAGGAUGGUGCCCGUUCUGUUGGCGAAGCCCGCAAGGCUAAGCUUAAGAAGAUAAUUGUUCCUAUCCUCGUGUUCGUACUUUUGAAGGCUAUGACUCUCAUUCCUCUGGCUAUCGGAGUCCUCGGUUUGAAAGCCUGGAACGCUCUUCAGCUGUCUUUCUUCUCAUUCGUCGUGUCCGUCGCUUUGGCAAUCUUUCAGCUUUGCAAGAAGUUUACCCAGAUCGCGGCUGACAACACACACCCGCAAAUCGCUGCCCACGGUCCUUGGGAUGCUGCCUAUGCUGCUACUCGUCGCCGAAGAGAUGCUGAACCUCAAGAUACCGCUCAAGAACUCGCUUACAACGCGUAUCAGUAAAUUUUAAACCGAUCGAAUAUAGAAACGACCACUGCCCGAUUUAAAAAAAAAGGAAAAACCUAACCUAUUCCACAUUGGCUGCCGAUUCAAAAUGAUGGAUUUGCACCAUGAAUGGAUUCAAACCAAAUAGAAAAUGUUUCAUUGAAACUACGCGUGUAAAUACUAUGUAAUGCAACUAUUUAUUUAAAUAAAAUACUGCGUGUGAGACUUGUAUGAUUGUGAUGUGUGAUUGUUAAAUA